AAACCAUGACAGUGACAUUUGACAAUUAAAUAAACACUUCUUUCGUUUUCCAAUUUAUUUUGUUUAGCAGAUUUAGCUAUUAAUAUUUUAUAAUCAAAAUGAAUCUAAAAGUUGUAUUUCAGAAGCACAUAUUAUAAUAAAGGUGAUAAGUGAAAUAUUAUAUAUCAUUGGUACAUAAAUUCUGGUAAAAUCACGAAUAUCGUCUCAUACACUUCGCUGUAUCACACAAUACAAGCGAGUACAACUUUCCUCUAUGAAUAAUAAUCUAAAUUAUGGACGAGAGACGCCUACGUAGAGGAGUGUAUCCAACAGCAAAACAAAAGAAAAAAUUGAUCGAGUUGGUGGCGAAAUAUCCAGACCUAGUAUCGUGCAAAGUGAGACAAGGAUUUAAUUACACUGAUGCUCAUAAGCUGUGGCAAAACAUCGCAAUUGAAUGUAACGCUAUUCCCGGUGCAAGAAAAACUUGGAGACAGUGGAAGAAGACUUGGCAAGACAUCAGAUCCAAAACAAAGAGAAGACACACGUCCGACAACCUUCCAGCCUCACUGAUAAUGUUGACACACGCAGAGAAAGAAGCGCUGGGCUUGAAAAACGUCUCUUCGACCACCAACUACCAGACUGAGGAGGAAACAGAAUUUGUUACAUUACAGGCAGAGGCAAUACCGGAAACAACAAACAUGAACGAAAUGGAUUCAAUAGCUACAUACAGUGAUGCGGAAUCACUGCCUGAAGAGAAAGUGUUUCCAACAACCAAUCAUAAAGUAACUAAGUUAAAAAAUGCCAUAAAAAAUGGUUCAAAAUGUGCAAACAGUUGUUUCUUCAACUGUGACAUGCUGUCCGUACAAGAGCAACGUAAAUUACAGUUAAAAGAGGAAUAUAUCAAUUUCAAAAAAGAUUAUCUAAGACAAAAAUUAAAACUGAUGAAAGAACAAACGGAAGCAUUGAAAGAUAUUGCGAGAGAACUCUCUAAAUAGUACAUAAUUAAGAUAUAGGGCAGAGAAAAAGUGUUCAAGUGUUAAACAUAUAAAGUUUUUAUUUCUUUAACACAGUUUCUUAGAGUUAAGCAAUAUGAAUGGUUAAAAGGGUGGCUGCAAUAAAACACCAGUAACUGUGAAAGGUUUUCCACAAUUAUUUUUUUAAAUCCUCUCACAGUCUGACAUGUAUUUUGCAUUUGCUGAAUUUUAUGAUCAAUUAUGUUUGACAACACAUUGAGGAUUGUUAUAUGAAUAUAUAUUAUGUAACCCAAUUAAUUACAGUGGAAUAUUUCUUAUUAGCAAAUUAUGUAUAGUAUUUUAUCUAUAUUUGCACCCAGUAUGGUUCUUUGUAAAUAGUAAUUGUAGAUAAUAAAUGCAACAAAUAUAAAUGUGUAAGUUAUAUGAAGAUGUUUAUAUGUUUGCUGUAAACAUUAAUUACUAGAUGGUUAUGGGCAAAAUUUGACACAGAGUUAGAACAAACAAUUUUUUUUUCUUCUUUUUAUCAGUGAAAAAUUAACAGGUAUCUUUAUACUCAAAAGGAUGUAUUUUGUCAGCAAAAACUAGUAUAUCAUAAAUAUUCAAUUAUAAAAGUUUGAAAAGUGUAAAUAAUGACUAAAAGCUGUGUUUUAAUAGAUAUAUGUAUAUUUAUAAUUAAUUUUAAAUAUUAUUUUUUAUUUUAAUGUGACAGAAAAAACAAUACGCUUAUUGUAUUGCUAGACUUAUUUAAUUUUAUUACGAAAGUCUAAGGGAUUUAGGUUUAAAAAUGAGUGUAUUCACAUUUUCCAUGUUCAACAACAUGAUGUCUAAAACAAUUAAUUGUCUUAAUGUCUAUUAUUGUUUAAUCAUUUGUGUUUUUAUUUAUGUCACAAUAAUUAUUUACUUUCAAUAAAUAUUGUAAUUACGAGAGCUA
Messenger RNA from Manduca sexta (tobacco hornworm), 1884 nucleotides. RefSeq lists its product as uncharacterized. Bases 273 to 974 code for a protein of 233 amino acids. Lineage: Eukaryota; Metazoa; Arthropoda; Insecta; Lepidoptera; Sphingidae. The record is from RefSeq and is a predicted model, not a curated record. The transcript has 2 exons.